This is a messenger RNA of Eptesicus fuscus (big brown bat), 2889 nucleotides long. RefSeq names its product disintegrin and metalloproteinase domain-containing protein 25-like. Gene Ontology annotation, biological process: proteolysis; male gonad development. Gene Ontology annotation, molecular function: metalloendopeptidase activity. Bases 379 to 2613 code for a protein of 744 amino acids. Lineage: Eukaryota; Metazoa; Chordata; Mammalia; Chiroptera; Vespertilionidae. The transcript is spliced from 4 exons. Gene Ontology annotation, cellular component: plasma membrane; sperm head plasma membrane; external side of plasma membrane. The record is from RefSeq and is a predicted model, not a curated record.
GCAUGUCGAGAGCACAUAGGAUGAGGACACAUGGAGCCUCAGGAUGUGGACUCACCACUGUGAGAGGCUCUGGAGCUGAAGACUUCAACCAGGACUUCAGCGCCUCCUGGGUAAAGGCAACAAGUGUCUGAUCACUUCUGGUCUUACUCUCCGAGCCACCAGUUAAUCCCUCUGGAUGCAUCAUAUCCAACCUCCAAAGGAUCCGAGGGGCAGGUUCAACCUUCGUUCCAUAGAUGAGGAAACUGACCAAUAAACACAUGGGUCUCAUGCCUCAGUGUCAACUCCCACGGAAAUCUCCAGUGUGUACUCUGAUGGUAUGAGCCUGCCAGAGAACAGAUUCAAAGUCAAUGCUGAAUACUCAGCUCAGAGGCAACAGUGAUGUUUCCUGCCCAUCCUAUUGUACUCUCACCAAUGGCUAUGUAUGGUGGCACCAUAAUGGCUGUGAGUGAGGCCCUGGUGUGUGUGAAGAACACUAUCCUACAACUCUGGCUGGGGAUAAUUUUGUUCCCAUAUGAAUGGUUCUUCGCUGUGCACUCCCAAUACUAUGGUCCUCCAGAAGUAGUAAUUCCCUUGAGGGUAACAGGCAUUGGCCUUAGCAUAAAGACUAAAGAUUGGCUCUCUUACAGAAUGCAUUUUGGGGGCCAGAAUCAGGUCAUACACAUGAAGGUCAACAAGCAUUUUCUAUCCAGACACUUCCAAGUGUUUACCUACUCAGGCCAAGGCGCUCUCUUUAAGGACCAGCCUUUUGUAAAGAAUGACUGUAACUAUUAUGGUUAUGUGGAGGGGGACCCAGAAUCUCUAGUUGCCCUCAGUACCUGUUUGGGGGGUUUGCAAGGAAUAUUACAGACAAAUGACACUGUUUAUGAAAUAGAGCCCAAGACACUUUCUACCACAUUUGAACAUUUCAUAUAUAAAGUGGACAGUGAGGAGACACAGAUGCCACCCAUGAGAUGUGGAUUAACAGAUGAAGAAAUAGCACGACAAUUGAAGUUUCAAGAGAAUGUUAAUUUCACUUUGAUGCAGAGUGGGUAUGAAGGCUGGUGGACCCACAGGCGGCUUCUUGAACUGGCAGUGGUGGUGGACCACAAUCGCUAUCUUCAUCACCAAAGUAACACCACAGCUGUGCAGUAUGAAGUAUUACUUGUUGUCAAUGAAGUAGAUAACUUUUUGAGUUCACUGGAUGUUGAUGUGGUUUUAAUGGGAAUUGAGGUCUGGACUGAAAAAAAUCCAAUUAAAAUAGAUAACAUAGUAGAUCUCCUGGAAGAAUUUUGCAUAUGGAAGCAAACUAGCUUAAACAGCCGCAUUCCCCAUGAUAUUGCACAUCUUUUUGUAAAACGUAGCUAUGGUAUUACUAUUGGCAUAGCCUUUAUUGGAACAGUAUGUAACUUUAGUUAUAAUUGUGGAGUGGAAAGUUUAAUGUACAAUAAUUUGUAUACUGUUGCAUACACUAUGAUCCAUGAGAUUGGUCAUAAUUUUGGUAUGGUACAUGAUGGACCAACUUGUACAUGUGGACAUAAAACCUGCGUAAUGUUUCAAGGUAUAUCAGGUACAACUAGAUUCAGCAACUGCAGCUAUGCUAGCUUCAUCAACACCACUGCAAGUCAAAACUGUAUGUACAUUUCAUCUAAUACAGGGAACAUCUUCACACUUGCAAAGUGUGGGAACGGUGUGGUUGAAGAAGGAGAAGAGUGUGACUGUGGCGCUUUACAUUUGUGUAUAGAUGAUCCCUGCUGUGAGUCAGACUGCACUCUCAGCCCUGGGGCUGCUUGUGCUUCUGGGCUUUGUUGCAAAGACUGCCAGAUCCUGCCAACAGGCGAAGUUUGUAGACAAGAGGAAAAUGACUGUGAUCUCCCAGAGUGGUGCAAUGGGACAUCCUACCAUUGUCCAGAGGAUGUGUAUGUGCAGAAUGGGGUGUCAUGCAAGGGUGGUGGCUACUGCUAUGAAAAGCGAUGCAAUAACCGUGAAGAGCAGUGUAGGAACAUUUUUGGCAAAGAGGCCAAGAGUGCAAAUCAGAGUUGCUACACAGAAAUGAACACCCGAGGUGACCGUUUUGGGAACUGUGGUCUAAUGAAGGCUAGAUACGUGCAAUGUAACAUCUCAGAUACCUUGUGCGGGAGGAUUCAGUGUGAAAAUGUGACAGAACUUCCCCAUCUGAGAGAUCAUUCUACUGUGCAUUGGACUCACUUCAAUGGUGUCACCUGCUGGGGUACCGACUACCACUUUGGGAUGACCAUACCUGACAUUGGUGAUGUGAAAGAUGGGACAGAGUGUGGGGCAGAACAUGUCUGCAUCCAAAGGAAGUGUGUCCAUAGGUCACUUCUGGUAAAUGAUUGUGCACCUAAGACCUGCAAUAUGAGCGGAGUCUGCAACAACAGACAUCACUGCCAUUGCAACCCAGAGUGGGACCCUCCCAACUGCCUGAAAAGAGGCCAUGGAGGUAGUAUUGAUAGUGGGCCACCCCCUGGGAGAACAGUGAGGCAAAAGACCAAUUACCUGAGACUACUUUGGUCGAUUCGUUUUAUUAUUUUAUUAUGCUUGUUAAUUUUGGGUUUUCUGACACGCAGAAGAACAGAUAAGAGUGAAGAGCAGAAUGUGGCACCUUCACAUGAGUAAGAAGAGCAAAAUGUCAAGACUUUACCUAAGGAAGAAGAGCAUGAUGCUCCAAUAUCAUCUAAGGAAGAACAGAGAAAUAUCAUACUGCAUUUUACAAAAACAAGAAACAAUUUACAAUUUUUAAAAAGAAGCCCAAUUUCCCAUGUAGUAAAGUUUAGUCUCCUGGCUGUAGAAAUGUUACAGCAUGUGUCACAGACCAUUGACAUAAUGCCUGAGAAUUUUUAUUAUUUGGGAUCAUAAAACAUUGGUCAUUAAACAAUUGGCAAAAUAUCUUAA